Messenger RNA from Aphis gossypii (cotton aphid), 971 nucleotides. RefSeq lists its product as uncharacterized. The coding region runs from base 576 to 908 and encodes 110 amino acids. NCBI's taxonomy places the organism in Eukaryota, Metazoa, Arthropoda, Insecta, Hemiptera, Aphididae. The transcript has 2 exons. The record is from RefSeq and is a predicted model, not a curated record.
AGCCACACCCCCCUACCACCACCCGCUCCACUACGUGUGUGACGUAUUUUUGCCGCCGCCACCCGCUCCCACACGUACAUGACGUAUUUUUCGCCACCGUCAUGGUUAUCAUGUUAUCAAUUACGCUUAUCAAUUACGUUUAUCAUAUUAUUGUACAUGCACCAUAUUAUUGUACACGCAGCAUAUUAUUGUACAUGUAUUCGAGCCACCACCGUAAAUUUCAUUUAAUAAUAUUUGAAAAUAAUUUUGUGUGUUUCUCCGACUAACAUACAAUUCUCAGUAUGUCAUCAUCUAUUCUUCAAAGGUUUCACUGAACAACUAUUGUGUAUAAAUCUUUAGGUGGGAUAUAUUUUUAAAAUCACAUGAGUUUUAAACCAGACGUGUUAUAAAACGCAACACAAAUUAUUUUUACCAACACAGUAUACUAUUAGAUUUAUUCAGAUACGUUUAUAGCGAAACAAAUAUUUUAUUAUUUCGUUCUUGAAUACUUUAUCUACAGACUUCAGUAAUGUAAGUAUUUUUUUUUUUUUGUAUUAUUCAUAAAUAAUUUUAUAAAUAAACAAUCCGAUUUAUAGAUGUCUAAUAAUUCAACACCAAGUUUUGACGGCUAUGAAUAUAGAAGGAUUCUAGAGGAGAUACCAUUCGAAGAUGACGCUCAAAUAAUGAUCGAACACGACGAAAACGGAUAUUUGGCCAUAACUGCAUCCGAAGAUAGUGGGUACUCCACUCACCGAGAGUCGCAGAUAGGUAUUUGGUAUCGUGCGUUUUCACCAAUUCAUUCACCUGCAACACCAUUACUACCACGGCCAUCUCAGGGCCUUUUCGAUCUUUGUCGCCGAUUCCGUCCGAACCAUCCUCACCCGACAUGUUCGCGGAGACAACGCCGAGACCGAUUGUGCUUAGAGUGAGAACGAUUUGUUCCCGGAUGGAUCCGAUGACGGUUAUGACAUACAGUUGAUUGAACUCUUGAA